Molecule: messenger RNA, 1552 nt
Organism: Carica papaya (papaya)
Lineage: Eukaryota; Viridiplantae; Streptophyta; Magnoliopsida; Brassicales; Caricaceae
Product: Transmembrane proteins 14C
Biological process (GO): fatty acid transport
Cellular component (GO): chloroplast inner membrane
Molecular function (GO): fatty acid transmembrane transporter activity
Source: RefSeq, a predicted model, not a curated record
GCUCCUUGUUCAGUUUCUUUUCUUUUUUAGAUCCCUAAGCUAAGCACAUUCGUAUCUUCCCUCGUGGGCUUCACUCGUCUGUUUCUAAAGCGAGCGCACAAAAGCGAGCUCAGUUCUCUCGAUACCUUUGGCCCUGAAACUACGUUGUUCUGCUGAAGAUGAGUGUUGCAUUGGAAUUGUUAUCGGUGAAAAGCCGUAAUCCUAACUCAUUGAAGACCGAUGUUUCUUCUUCUUCGGUGGCGUUGCGUGCGUUACCGUCUAUGCGCUUCCAGUCUCUGCUCAGACCUAGUGGUUGUCGAGUCUCCCUUGCAAGUCGAAGAGUUUUUACACCGAGAGACCCUGGUUCUCCUUCUCUGAGCCGAGGUUGUUCCUUGAAUCGAUCGGUUUCUCUUGUUGCUUUGGCUGCUUCUCAUGAGGAAUCCAAGCAUUCAGAUGUAGAGUUGGAGAAGGAAGGGGAUGACGAUUUAGGAGCUGAAGAAUCACCAGAAGCGUGGAAAGAGGCUCUUAUUUCUUUCCAAGAACAAGUUUUAAGGUUGCAAUGCCUCUCGCGAGAAGCAUACGAGGUUCACUCUAAGAAGGCGAUUGAAAUUCUGAAGGAAACCAGCGAGCAGCUGAAAAUUCAAGCAGACAAGGCAAGAAGUGAUUUAGGUGUGAUAGCAAAGGAGUUCACUGAAGAGGGUAAAGAGUAUCUUUCCACAGUGGCAGUGAAUUCCCCUGAACCAGUGAAGGAGAUUUUUGAAACAUAUUCUUCCUCUGCUCAUGAUAUCAGUCAUUUCUCUAGUGCCCGUGAUUUUCAUGUUGGAAUACCGUAUGGUUUCCUCCUUUCUCUGGGUGGCUUUCUUUCCUUCAUGAUAACUGGCAGCGUUUCUGCCAUUAGGUUUGGUGUUAUUCUAGGGGGAGUGCUUUUGGCCUUAAGUGUGUCAAGCUUAAGAUCCCACAACAAAGGAGAACGAUUUCCUCUGGCCUUGAAAGGACAGACAGCAAUAGCAGCUAUUAUAUUUUUGAGGGAGAUGUGCCUGCAAUCUCAGAGACCUACAGUUCUGAAGUUUUUGACAACCUUUGUCAGUGGUGUGGUGGUUGCAUUUUAUCUAUAUAAGAUCACCAUCAAUGGUAAGAAGAGAAGAAGCUCAGACUUGGAACCCGGGGCUGAAAAUUGAGUCAUAUGCUGGAUGAUGGCCAAAUCACAUGUAUAUCUUUUUGCCAACUUGAAACUGAGGAUCAUCUCCCACAUGCCCCCAGGAGAAGUUCUACUAAAUCACCUUGGAAAAACCCCAGUGAAGAUUGCAGAAGCAGAGAGUGGUUGAUACUGUAGGAGAAUGGCUAAAUAGAAUGUCUAGUUUUACAUUGUAUUGUGAUUAUAUCAAAGAUAGUUGUAACAAUCUAAUGGGCAUUUGUUCCUUGUUUGGUGCUAGAAUCGUUUUGUUCCAAUAAACUCGUUGAUAAUUGUUUAUUCUUUUCCCAAGAUACACCUGAUCUUUGACACUCUCGAAUUGCUGUCAGGAUUAUCUGUUUAACCAAAUAAUCAUUCUAUGUACUACAAAGUAUUUGCUUC